Molecule: messenger RNA, 806 nt
Organism: Vespa velutina
Lineage: Eukaryota; Metazoa; Arthropoda; Insecta; Hymenoptera; Vespidae
Exons: 2
Coding region: 137-532 (131 amino acids)
Source: RefSeq, a predicted model, not a curated record
UUGAUCAAUCCGCGAAUGACGUGGACAGGAUGAUCCGAUCGAAGAGGUAUAUAAAGCUAUCCACCAAAAUGCAAGAGCAUCAUUCGGUCCCUGUACAUCACAGCAGCCGAUUCCCAAAUCAUCAACGUGAGACACCAUGAAGUUCUUCGCCACUGUUACCCUCUUGGCUCUCUUUGCUGUUGCUCUGACGCAAUCGCAACCAGUCGAGACCGAGAAGAAGAUCGAGCCCAUCGAAGCAGAAGAAAAUGCUUAUUUACAAUCGGAACUACGAAAUAAGAGAGGUCUCGCUCCGACAUUAUUGCAAUCAGUCGAAUCUGAGAAAAAGAUCGAGCCCGUUGAAAUAGAAAAAAAUGCUGACUUACAAUCGGAGCUACGGAAUAAGAGAGGUCUUUUCUACAACGCAGCUUACACAGCACCAGUUGCCUAUACUGCUUAUUCCGCACCCUACGCUUAUGCUCGAAGUUAUACUUACCCUUAUGCCUAUUCUUACCGUACCUAUCCUUACGUUUACAGCAGCCCUUACAUCUUAUAAAUUGUUUCCACCCUUAAAAUGAAUUUUUUGAUCAUCCGUGAUCUCAAGAAAUUUGGGAAACACGACUUAGGCAAGCUAUAAAUAUGUAUGUAUGUAUGUAUGUAUGUAUGUAUAUAUAUUAUUCUCUUAUCCCUUUGGAUUUCUUAAUGUAAUUGGCUAGUAAACGUUUAUUAUUGUAACAAUGAAAUUUUAAGAAAUACGCAAAAUUUUGAUUAUCCAUUGUAAAUUAAUUUUAUUUCAAAUACAAACGGUUGUAUGUCGAUUUAAUCGCAAA